AUGUCGGGAGGCUUCUUCCGGGGGACGUCGGCCGACCAGGAUACCAGAUUCUCCAACAAGCAUGCCAAGCUGCUCAAGACGCAGAAGUUCGCGUCCGAGCUUGACCAUCAGGUUAGGGUGGACAUGUCAAAGGUGAAGAUGGACGUGAUGAAGCCGUGGAUUGCCACACGGGUCACCGAGCUUCUUGGGUUCGAGGACGAAGUGCUUAUCAACUUCAUCUACGGCCUGCUCGAUGCGAAGGAGGUGGACGGGAAGUACAUACAGAUCCAGCUGACAGGGUUCAUGGAGAAGAAUACAAUAAAAUUCAUGAGGGAGCUGUGGAGCCUCCUUCUCAGUGCGCAGCAGAAUGCCAGUGGUGUGCCCCAGCAAUUUUUGGAUGCAAAGGAGGCUGAGAUUCAGCAGAGAAAGGCGGAAGAGGCUAGAAUUGCCCAGGAGAUCCAGAAGAAGCGAGAGAAAGAUGGAAGGGACACAGAACUAGCUAAACACAAAAUGAUGGCCGGGGAUACUGGUAAUUCAAGAUUUCAUGGUGAUUCACUUGGCUCUGCUUUAAACAAUCCCAAUGUUGAUGCUGAGAAAGAAAAGGAACUGGACUUGAAGCAUAGCUCGAGAACAAAGAGCCGGGAACAUCGAAGACCUAGGAGCACAUCUUUGUCGCCCCGUGGUAGGCAACGGUCUAUUUCUCCAAGGAGGCGCUCUCCAUCCCCUUCCAGACAAAGAUCAUUGCGACGUUCAGCUUCACCUAGACGUUCUGUUUCCCCCCGAAGGCAUUCCCCAAGAAUUGCUCCUUCAGUGUCUAGGCGGAGGUCACCGUAUUCCAGGAGAUCACCUUCGGUACCUAGAUCGCCAUCACCUCGGCGGAGAUUUCCCAUUAGGAGAAGAUCUCCACCACCUGGGCGACGUAGAUCACCAUCUCCUUAUCGUCGUCGGUCCCCAGCUCGCGCACCUAGAAGAUCACCAUCUCCUGCGCGUCGCAGAUCACCUCCUCGACAUAGAUUACCAGCAGAUAGACACCGGUCCCCAUCUCCAGGAAGGCGCAGGCCACGGUCCCCAUCACCUGUAAGACGCAGGCCACGGUCCCCAUCACCUAGAAGACAUAGGCCACGUUCUCCAGGAAGACGACAGUCCCUGUCACCUCACCGCUCACCGCAGUUGAGGUCACCAAAACGCCAGAGAAAAUCCCCAAUUUCAAUUAGGACGCUUUCUGCAAAUCGUCCAGUCUCUCCACAGCGGAGGAGGAGUAGCAGUCCACACAGCAGGAGUCCAAAUCGCUCACGUAGGAGUUUGAGCAGGGACGCAGAAAAGGGAACAAACGAUGCACCCUCCACUAAAGGCAGGGAUCUGGCUCAAAGGAACCAAGAAAGGAGUGGCCGAGAGUCACCGGAUUUUGAACACCGUAGGCUCACAAAAUCCUUGAGGUCUCCUACUAAUGAUGCAGAAAGAGACUCCACACGUGGCAGUCCUUUGAAGGACACUGGAAAACAUAUGCCCAGUCAGGACAGCACAAAUACCAGUGGAGAUGAGGAAGAAGGCGGGCGUGCAAGGGAGAAUGCACGGAAGGCCAAUUCAUCACGCAGGAUAUCCAAGGAUUUCUCGUCUGAUCUGCAACUAAAGGAAGUCAACGUUGAUAACUCAAUCCCUGGAGAAAAACCCUCUUCCAGAUCAAGACAGGAUGGCGGCAAGGAUGUCCCCAAGAAAUAUGAUGAUCAGCUAUCAGAUUCAUCAGAAGAUGCGCUUGAUGGUAGAAGAAUGAGACGCCAGGGUGAUUCCCCUGACGAUUCUCGUGUGAAACGGCAGUCCCCUAGUAGAGCUGGUGACUCUUAUCCAAAGGAUGGGAUUAACAUUGAUCGUGCCAAAACGGAUUCACUUGGUGCUUCUUAUGAUGCUAUUGCAGCGAAGAAAUACUCUGGUAAAGUUGAUGAAGCUUCCCAAUCAGAUGGUGGAAGUCCUCUUCAAAAAGCUAAGAAAAGGACACAUGAUAGUAAACACAUUGAUCGUCGCAGUUCGGGCUCAGAAGAAUCUGAGAAACACAGAUCCCAGUCCGAGAAGCGAAGACAUAAAAAGGGUCACAAGCACAAGAAGCAUUAUGAUGAUAGUUCUGAUUCUGAUUCUGACUCAGAUGACAAGGAGUCCAAGAGGAGGAGGCGAGAAGAGAAAAAGCUGCGAAAAGAGGAAAGGCGCCUUAGACGUGAAGAACGGCACCGCAGAAGGGCGGACCGUCAUGCCAGUAAACAGAGAUUGAAGUAUGCUGGUUCUCCCCUGUCAGACCUUGAGAAGGAUCGUCAAUCUGGCUCAGAUGCUGAUGUAGGGAAGAAAGGUUCAUACACUCCGAGAGAAGAACCUGACCCAAACAAACUUGAAAUUGAGCUUCGACAGAGGGCCCUUGAAUCUCUUGCAAAGAAAUCAAAGCAUGUUGUUACUCCGUCUUCAGAUGUCGAGAAGGACCGUGAAUCUGACACGGAUGCUGAUGUUAGGAAGAGAGUUUCAUAG
This is a messenger RNA of Triticum turgidum subsp. durum (durum wheat), 2487 nucleotides long. The record is from the annotation of a GenBank genome assembly. Lineage: Eukaryota; Viridiplantae; Streptophyta; Magnoliopsida; Poales; Poaceae.